Messenger RNA from Xyrauchen texanus (razorback sucker), 7398 nucleotides. RefSeq names its product sorting nexin-19-like. Bases 162 to 2957 code for a protein of 931 amino acids. Gene Ontology annotation, cellular component: early endosome membrane; intracellular membrane-bounded organelle. Gene Ontology annotation, molecular function: phosphatidylinositol binding. Lineage: Eukaryota; Metazoa; Chordata; Actinopteri; Cypriniformes; Catostomidae. The transcript is spliced from 12 exons. The record is from RefSeq and is a predicted model, not a curated record.
UGAGCAUCUCAUCAUAGACAGUGUUUUCGACAUAUCUAAACUGAAUUAUGUGUCAGUCAAGGACAGUUUAAAGAUCAUCAGGGACUGUGACCUCUUUCAUACUCAAAACUGUAAACUACCUCUCAUACCUGUCUGAAACGAGCUCAGAAUUGUGGAAAAUCAUGCCUGGUGUUAAUAAUGCUGGUCCAAAUCCAUGGACUCUCUCUGAGGUACUGGGACAGAGGAGCAUUCUGGGAGCUGUAGUUCUGUUUACAUGGUUGGUUCUGUUCCACCUUCUGGUUAAUGUGUGGCUGCUGUGCAUCUUCACCAGCCUGUUGGUAGUGCUGGGAGGAUGGCUCGGAUCUCGUGUUGCCUUGGAUGCCAACAGCCUCCUUCAUUUAGAGCAUUUUCUCCCCCUGGGUGAGUCCCCUCAAGCUCACACUUCCUCAGAAAGCGAGCAAAGACUGGACUGUGAGAUUCAGAGUACUGUUGAUAAGGCUGUGCGGGACUUUGUGUCAUCCUGGUACAGCAGUUUUGUUUCUAAGGGAGGGGAUGAGUUUGAACAGGAGAUGAGGACUGCCAUGCUGGAGGCAGCUGCCGAACUAAAGCGAAGGGCAAGGCAAGUGGACAGGAGGGCUCUGGCCCAGAGGGUUCUUGAGGUUUUCGGAUGCCAUCUGCAGAGCUUCAGCCAAGCCAGGGAACACCAACACACAAUGCAAGAAGAGUCUGACCAGCCACUCCCAAAGUUACAACCGGUCUGCGGCUCCACACUGUGGAGGUUUUACAGCAAGGCUGACUUGCCUCACCCUGCCCUGGUUACUCCAACUAAACAGCUCAGCUACUCUAGAGCACUGGUAGAUCUCCUUAUGCAUGUCCUUAUUCCCCACUCUCACCUAGAAACACGGACAGGUCGAUACAUGGUGGUAGAGCUCAUUACAUGUAAUGUUCUUCUGCCCCUAGUGGCAAGAAUAUCCAAUCCAGAUUGGUUAAACCAGACCAUUGUAGAUGUGUUCACCAAGUCCAAUCUCAAAGAGAAAACACUAUAUGCAAGUCCACAACAAAUACCUCCAACAGACCUGGAAGAAUCCCAUAGCAGCUUUUGGGAUUGUGAUGACCCAGUUACUUUUGACUGCCCAGAAACCUCCAGCAUGCAGACAGCAUGGUCUGUAUCCACAGCUCCCAUCCUUGAUUCUUCUGGAUCAAGUUUCCAGAGUCAGUGGUCCUUUGAUGAAAAUAAUCAAGGAAGAAAUAAUUUAGGAAUACUUUUCCCAGAGAGAAUUUCCCAAAAUACAGCUGAAAUACUCAGAUCUCCAUACCGUACCAGCCGCCUCUACAGACACACAGAAUGUGAUGUUGAAUCACCCUCGUCUGAAGGGAGGAAGACAUCUACUGAGUCUCUGAAACAAACAAACUCCGAAGAGGAUCAAGUCGAGAACUUCUGUGACUGCAUUUCUCCGUCAGACUUUUGUGGCCUAGCUUGUCUGGAGGAAGACACUUUGGGUCUUUUAGGAAAGUGUUUCAGGCAAAACAUUUUAGUUUCAGAGCCUCCUUCAUGGCCUGAGAGUACUGCGGAGGUGUCUACAGUUGAACCCUUGUCUCACACAACCAACCCCGAAAGCUUUGGUUUGGACCCAUUUGUUUUUGAAAACCUGGGAAGUGUAGAGGGACCAGUAACUAUUCAUAACCUGCAAAUUACUGGGACUAUCACAGCCAAAGAGCAAAAAAGCAACAGUAACAAUCCUUAUACUUUUUACACUGUAAAGUAUGAAACUGCUGCCGAUUCAGAGAGCUCGUCCUCUGAUCAGCCUGUUGCAAAGCACAUGGUGAACCGGCGCUACAGUGAGUUCCUCAAUCUGCAGACCCGUUUGGAGGAGAGGUCUGAUCUAAAGAAGGUGAUCAAAAAUGUCAAAGGUCCAAAGAAACUGUUCCCAGACCUUCCCUUCAGCAACCUAGACUUAGACAAAGUGGAAGCCAGGAGAACCCAACUGGAAUCAUUCCUCAGGAAACUGUGCACAAUCCAAGAGGUAGCUAAUAGUGAGGAAGUACAGGAGUUCCUUGCCCUCAACACAGAUGCUAGAGCUGCUUUCCAGAAGAAGCCAUCAAGUUCACGCAUAGACAAGAUGGUAGAGAACAUAGUGGACACUCUGAAGACAGCGUUCCCACGAUCAGAACUCCAGAGCCCCACAGAGGAAGGAGACCCACAGAGGAAGCCCCGUCUGAGAUUCUCUAGUAAAAUAGCUCCUACUCUCAAUGUCCCAGACCUGCAACCUAAAGUGACAUACUCUUUCAGGGAACACUGCUCUGUUCUCAGAGGUUUCUCGCUGUCAGGUCUGGAGGGAUUUGUAGUGGAACAGGAGAGGCAGGUGGACUGGGGCUUCAAGAGUCACUCUGCAGAGGGAAGACUUCUGAAAGAAGAGUGGAGACCUAGAGAAAAGAGAGCAAAAGGAACAGACACAGCCCUGGCAGACAUCGCUCUAAAUAUCUUGUGUUUGCUGAUGAAGAACCAGUGGAGCUGGCUGUGUACAGAAAACAUCCAAAAGACCAUAAGACUGCUCUUUGGCACUUUUAUUGAAAGGUGGUUAGAGGUAAGGAUAGCCCACCUGACCAGCACCCCGUACUGGGUGAUUUAUCUACAGGUUCUACAGGAGGCAGUAUGGCCUGGGUGUGAGCUGCCUGUUGGACUACAGCCAGAAAAGAGCCCAGAGCAAAGAAACAAGACAAGACUCCAAUGCCUGCAUUGCCUUAUGCAACUGUUCCCAGAGUUUCUUACGGACAUGCUUGGCUCUGAGAAAUGUAGGCUGGUUUGGGAGCAUGUUCUGGAAUCUUUACAGGACCCCAGUAUCAACAGGCACUUGGUAUACUGUAUCUUUGACCUGCUGCUGGAGUUCCUAGUCCCAGAAUUUUCGGAGGAGAUGUUCCAGAGGUCCUUACUUCAGUGUCUACCAGGGGAUGUAGAGAGAACAACAUCAACUGUCUAAGGAUCACAGUGCUUCUUUCCUUCACUCUGUUUUAUCAGUCUUAUCAGUUUGGCUUGCUUUGUGAAUAGCUGAUUUGUGUUACAAUUUUGUAACAGGACAUUUUUACAUUCUUAUCUGAUACAAUUUAUUUCAGAUGGGUUUAGUGUAAUUAUAGUUCUUUGAAUUUUAAUAUGCAUACAGUACCAUCUUAUCUCUUUAUCAAACAUAAACACACGAUGGUCAGCUGCCCGUAAACAAUCUCUCUCUCUCGCACAACCGUCUGCAGUUUAGACAGAAGACAGAACUGAAACUAUUUCCGAGGCUCCUGGGGCAUAUGGCAUCCUCUGCGGUGGCCACACCGCUCGAGUUGAUGCAUAUGAGACCGCUUCAGCACUGGCUCUGGACUCGAGUCCCUAGAUGGGCAUGGCGCCACGGGACACAUCGCGUGGCAAUCAUGUUGAUCUGUCGCGCCUUUUCAGCCCUUGGAACGACCUCAUAUUUCUACGGGCAGGUGUUCCCCUUAGAAGAGGUCUCCAGGUGCAUCGUGGUUUCAACCGACGCCUCCAAGAUGGGCUGGGGCUCAGUAUGCAAUGGGCACGUGGCCGCCGGCCCCUGGAAGGGCCUACGGCUACAUUGGCACAUAAACUGCAUCGAGUUGUUGGCAAUACUGCUCACCCUGCGGAGGUUCCGGCCGCUGAUCCAGGGCAAGCACGUGUUGGUUUGAACAGACAACACGGCGAUGGUAGCAUAUAUCAACCGCCAAGGCUCCAUCCAGUCGUAUCGACUCCAGAUUCAGCUAAUCUGGAGUCGAUACGGGCAUGUAAAGAGACCUGUUUGCUUCCCCAGAAUCCUCCCAUUGCCGGUCUGGUUUGCUGACACAGCUGACCAACUAGAGUACGCAAGUAUGCAUUCCCCCUCAGUGAGCCUGCUUGCACAGACCCUGUGCAAGGUCUGGGAGGAUGAGAAGCAGGUCCCUCUGAGGUCAGGUCAGGUUCCUGAGAGGUGCUAGGAGGUUGAAUCCCUCCAGGCCACACCUCGUUCCCUCAUGGUACCUCUCCAUAGUCCUGCAAGGCCUGCGAGGGGCUCCCUUCGAGCCCUUAGAGUCAGUAGAGCUUAAAGCACUCUCCUUGAUGACUGCCCUCCUGACGGCGCUCACCUCCAUCAAGGGGGUUGGGGACCUGUAAGAGUUUGGUCCGGGCUACUCUCACGUGAUCCUGAAACCCCGACCGGGCUGCGUGCCCAAGGUUCCCACGAUCCCGUUCAGGGACCAAGUGGUGAACCUGCAAGCGCUGCCCCAGGAGGAGUGCUGUGUCCGGUGCGCACUUUACGCAUCUAUUUGGAUUGCACGCAGAGCUAUAGGAUCUCCGAGUAGCUCUUUGUCUACUUUGGUGGACAGAGGAAAGGAAGCGUUGUCUCCAAACAGAGGAUCUCCCACUGAAUCAUCGACGCCAUAGCUGUUGCCUACCAGGCUCAGCACGUGCCGCCCCCUGCAGGGCGCCUCUUAGCUGACAUUUGCAGAGCAGCGGGCUGGGCUACACCCAACUAUAUCGCUUGCGCCUAGCACCUUUCGCCUCCCUUGAGCUGAAGAUGUAAGUAGUUGAUUCCCUGUAGUGUUCACAAGUGUGUUCCCUGGUUGAUUUCCUCCUAGCCCUGUGUCAGAUGAGUUCGCGGAGAAACUCACUGUCAGCCCAGUACUUGUGCUAGCUAAGCCAAUAAUACUGGGACAGGUGCUCCGCAUGCAUUGGUUCCCCAUAGGCAACCCUUUGCAACAUAUAUUCUGCUGAAAAACGUUUCUGUAAAGGAGUUAAAUGGAAAGGAGGAAGCAAGAUCUGGCUUGACAAUAUAAAAAAUAUUUUAAUGAAGAAAUAAACCAAAAGACACAAACACACACAUAUGACGGACAGCUACCCGUAAACAUUCUCUCUCUGUCGCACCACCGUCCGCAGUCAGCCUUUAUCCCUGAUCAGGCUAAUCAAGCCUUCGAGACCCGACCCCGCCCUCCACCCUGUCGCAUUCCUCCCUCAUUCUCUCAGGCUGUGGAACCCCCAGUAUGACGUACAUCUUCCCCUCUUUCCCUGGGGAAGAGCGUGCCUUAUGCCCGUCUGCCGGCAGGUCAUCCUGAAUCUGGGAGGGGACAGGGGGAGGGAAACAAUAAUGAAAAAUAGGGGAGGUACUCCCUGUAACAGUGAAUUACCCCCCCCCCCCAACAAAAAAACGGUAAUCUUUAAAAGAGAGGGAAAAGGCCAACACGGAGCAGCAGUGGGAGAGAGAGAGGAGAGAGAGAAAUAAAAAAAACACAAAGCCAGUUCUCCGAGAUGCCGUAGCUUGGUCCUCGGCCACUCCUCCACCCUCUAGUGGAUGAUCGGAGGCAAUCCUCCAGCCCCUGGUGGACGGAACACGCCUCUGCAUUCUCGGGGAACAGAAGGGGUCUCCCCCACCCCUGGCACUUCAGGCGGUCGGCAUUGAGCCCCUCCCCGCUUGCGGUUGCGUUUUGGUGGCUGGUAGGGGUCUACUGGCAGCGGUCGGCUAGGAGCUCCAUCUCCCCUUGCGGUCGGCGACCAAUUCCUCCACAUACAGGUGGCUGGGCUCCUCUGUCCCCCUGAAGACAGCCAUGUCUGCUCCAUUGGGGUGGAUGGUAGCGGCGAGAACUCCACUACGGCGUAUCCCUCCUCCUUCCCGGGUCUUCAACACCAGUGUAAAGGGAUUAAUGGAAAGGAGGAGGCGAGAAUCGGCUUGACAAUAUAAAUAAUAUUUGAAUAUAAAACUGAAACUAAAAUACACAAACAUAAACACAAGACGGUCAGCUGCCCGUAAACAAUCUCUCUCUCUCGCACCACCGUCCGCAGUCAGCCUUUAUCCCUCUUGGAGGCUUGAUUAGCCAGAUAAAAAUAACGACCCGCCCGUGUAAAAUCGUGUAAAAUCACGACCCGGCCCUGCCCUCCGCCCUGUCACAGUUUCCCUGCUGGCAAACUGCAACAUCCUAGGGCAGGGUGAUCCCCUAGGAUGAUGCUCGUAGAGCCUCCUCGGUGGGCAGGACCUACCGUGUGAAUUCUCCACAUGACAUACUUUCGACUAGACUCGGCAAGACCAUGUGACAUAUUUGCACCUAAUUAGGUUACGGAAGUAACAGGAUGUUUUUUUUUUCCUAAUCAAGGUACCUUAAUGCAUACAGAUUAAAGAUACUCGAAUUGCAUCUUAUUAGAGCAUGAUUAUCCUGGUAAUAUUAUAGCUGAUACCCAGCACAAAUUUUAAGAGAGUUAUCUUAUAUGAGAAAACACAGAAGGCUCAAAUUCUUCAUGGACAUAAAUAUCUGUCAAAUAUAAUAUUUGAAUGGCUUUGAAUUGACCUAUUUUUUAAUUGUUUAAAUUGUACAGUUUGGAGACAAAACAUAAAGACAUACGUAUGUGUCAGUUGUCAAAUUCCCUUACUUGCAAUCUGAUAAGAUCAGCUUAAAUUCAAACAAAUUCAACAGGCCUUCCUGAAGUCGUCUUCUGGCCUUAUUUGUAGUAAUAAUUGCUAAAUAGAUAUAUCUUUUAAGGAUAUUAUUAUCUCAUCUGUGUCUUUUUUUAAAUUAACUAACAGCAGAUGUUCUGUAUUGAAGAUCAAAAGGUCAUUAUGGAAUUUAGAAUGAUACAAAAACUGUGCAAUUUGUGGGAGAAACAUUAUUAUAAUUAUUUUUAUUUUUUUAUUUUAUUGAACUGAACAAAGAUUGACAGAAUUUUACAGUAUGGUGCGUCAAUAACAUGUCAUAAUGAAAUACACAUUCUGUACACCAUGUUACUUUACUACAGUACUAGUGUCUAAUUUUGUCACUGCAGUAAAUAUAUGUCACAAAUGUAUCUUACUCAUGUAAUAUGUUUAGGUACCCCACUGAGGUACCACACUAUGUAAACAAUAUAACAGGCAUAUUUUAAACCUAUUCUAAGCAUCCAGGAUUGUUAAUGGAGGAUCACAAUUGAGUCCAGGAUUAGGUUUAAUCUGUGUCUGGUUGCUGCUGAUGUGUCGCUCUCUGCUGAUCUACAUGUGACCUGGCCUUGCAAGUCUGGGUACAGAGUUGGAUCUUUUUUUAAAUGUCUGUCAGAGCCUGCAACUAAGGCCAAGUUUAUGAAAGAAGCCAGUGGAGCAGAAUUAGAAUAUGUUAUUAUUCUUGCAUGGAUAGACAUCAGAUGUUUGGUGCUAUUAUAAAAUCUAAUAUAAAAAAUGGUUGGUGUAUUAAUGCAUGUGUAGAUACACACACAUGCACACAUUCCGAAAGCAAUUUGUGUACUUGACUCAGAUACAGGUUUUGAAGCCUAGCUGUAUUUGCAUGCUAGAUUUGCUGGAGUAAUGACUGCAUGAUAAUAACAGGUGUACAGAGACUUGUGGAAAAAUUCAAAUUCAAACAACCAGAUGUAGAGCUGUCAACACCAUAUGAAACUAAUAGCCAGAACAAAACAUGUGGACAAAAAAUAAUUCAAACAAA